Phytophthora sojae is the source of this 3822-nucleotide messenger RNA. RefSeq names its product phosphatidylinositol 3 and 4-kinase-like protein. The record is from RefSeq and is a predicted model, not a curated record. Gene Ontology annotation, cellular component: cytoplasm; membrane. Gene Ontology annotation, molecular function: 1-phosphatidylinositol 4-kinase activity. The coding region runs from base 1 to 3822 and encodes 1273 amino acids. Gene Ontology annotation, biological process: phosphatidylinositol-mediated signaling; phosphatidylinositol phosphate biosynthetic process. Lineage: Eukaryota; Oomycota; Peronosporomycetes; Peronosporales; Peronosporaceae. The transcript has a single exon.
AUGGGGACGACGCGCUGCGAAGGCCUCGUGCGUAUCCGCGAGCGCGUGGCGUUCCGAGCGUCCUCCAACGUCGAGGAGGACGCCGCUCGCUCCUUCUCCUCGUCCUCGUCGGGCAGCCGCCGCCGCUCUGCCAGUCGGUUGAAUGACGACGUUUGGUACUUCUGCGUCUCCCGAGCGUCCACCGCAGCGCUCGAGUGGUUCACAGUGGACGCAGGCACAGAGAGCAGCGACGAUGAGGACGCAGCGCCGUCCACAAGCUCCAGCGGCGCCGUGUUGCUGGCCAGCACGCGAGUCUCCAGCGUCAAGGCAGUGGACGGAGAGAGCAUCAAGUUGCCAGACGAAGGGGACGACGCGGAGGACGCUGGGACUUUUUCCUGCUUGAAGAUGGACGACGCAGAGCGGAAACGACUCGAGAGCUGCUCGUUCUACGUGGAGGACGACGCGUCGGGGAUCGCGUUGCUCAUUGAGACGGAGUCGCAGGAGCAGAGGGGCCAGUGGGUGCAGUUCCUGAGUGGGUUAUUGACGCGAGAGAGGGAAGAGCCCGAUGGAGAACAGGAGCAUGUUGACCAGGAGGUGGAGGAGAGUGACGAGGUGCAGGAGGCCAGAGAGGACGUGGUGGAAGACCUCGAAUCGCUGCACUUCUCGGCGUCGAGGUCGUCCAUCUCGACGCGCUCGUUACUGCACCAAGGCAAGUCGGAGAAUCUGAUGGAGGAAGACGACCCUUUCGGAUUACUGUCACUUACGACAUCGGCUUUGAGUUCGAUUGCUCCUAUGGAUUGUCUUGGUGCUGUCGGGAAGAAGUCUUCAAGUAGCGCUGCGCCUGGUAUGUUUGCCAUGGAUCACUUUGAGCUUGCAGAGGGAAACGGCCACGCUGAAGAGAUCGAAGACACAGGCGAUAGCGACGUCAGCAUUGCCAACACUGAUUCCGAAACUGCGGCAGACACUGCAGUCGAUCCCUCUUUAUUGCUGUCAUCCGGUCGGCAGCAAAGCGGGCAGCUCCUUCAGUCCCGCGAACGCUCAGCUAGCAACGUCACAGACCCCCUGAGCUCCAGUGUGAUCCGAGAACCUGCUGAUAUGCAAGGCCGACGUCAUAGUUUGGGGUCUGUGUUCGGCUCAACUCCAAAACCAACGAAUGGCUGUCUUCGAUGUAACAAGCGAUUUGGCAGACUCAUUCAUACGCCCAAGGUGUGCGCGUCCUGCUCACAUCGGUUCUGUCGCGACCACUGCUGCCAGUGGACGACACUGACGACCCCGGAAUCAAUCACACUACCUGCUCCAGGGGUUGUAGGGUCCCAAAUGGGGGCAAAAGCAGUCCCGGCGCCUGAGCAGAAGCGCGUGUGUAUGGAUUGCCUCGUGCGACAGCAGCUGCUGACCUCGCUACAAGAAGCUGGUGUCUAUUAUGCUUCCGCAGUCGACGAAGCUGGGGGAUUGUCACGACUUGUGCGCUGGAAAUAUUUCGAUCAGGGUCCGAAGCAUGACAUUGAAACCCACAUUCGCGCUCGAAGUCUCGGCCCUUUGAGUCUUCUAUCAGCGAUGUUCAAGUAUCGACAGCAGCCCUUCAUGUUUGUGGUGGUACUGGCACAGCUAGUGCACAAUGUUGAGAACUGUAUGGACACGAUGGACUUCUACUGGCCGCAGUUCUUACAAUGGGGUUUUGUUAACCUCCCCGACGCGUCUCCAAGUGUCCGUGCCUUCUACCUCUUCUUCCUCGCUGCCACUGCUCGUCGCAGCGUGCAUCUCGCUGUCAAGGCAACAUGGGAAUGCAUUGCAGCUCACUGGGACGCCAUGGCAGGCGGGCUUUAUAAGCGUGGCAAUGGCAUCGUGGUAAUGCUCUUCUUCGUUACGAACGUAAACUUUGGUGAACCUCGAAGCGUGCUACCGCAAUUACUGUUCCCUCAAGCACCGCUCCACCAGCGUGAAUCAUUCGAAAGACUACUGGAGCAACUGUACGAGUAUGUGCGCCGGGCAUACGCUGCUUCACAGCGUGAAUCUCCGUUUUUCGAGUGGCUUCUCGCGCGCAGCAAGGAAGAAAUUGUGUCUAGCUCUCGUAAUGUUCAGAAGCAGCUUCGUAUUGGUGACGGGUUCCUGGACCCAUUUCCAUCAAAUUACCACGAAGAAGCGCAGCUUAUGCUACUGGAGCGUCGGAGGUCAGGGACUCAACACUUGGUGGAAACGAAGCAGCGGUUGUGGAACAAACCUGCUCAACACAUUUUCAGUGAUGAAGUCCGGCUCGUGCGCUUCCUCGUAGACCUCUGUACAUAUUUAAAAGAGAACAUUUCCGAGCCUGCGCAGCGGAAGAAGGCGCUCCCAGCGCUGCUACAGGAAAUGUUACGUGGUAAACACAUCCGACCUGAGGCAGCAUUGCCAUUGUCGGGAACUAUGGCUCGCCAACACCGUGUGGUCAAUGUGCUGACUGACGAAGGAACGGUGUUUUCUACCAAGGCUCGCGCGCCGACGCUGGUUUUCUUUGAAAUCAUCGCAUCGUCAUUAGAUGCAUGCGAUAGUAAGUCUGCUGUGCAAGAGGGGAUCGAUCUUCGGUCAAGCAGCGACAAUAACCUGGAUGAUUUGGUGGAUGCAGCCGUGCAAAUGGACAGUGAGCUGGAAGGUCUCCUGGCUCCCGAGCAACAGGAAAUCAUCAACUACCUGGACGGAGAAGUCGUCGGGACCUACGUAGCAGAUUUGAUCCCAGCCAGCCGAAGCGAAUCUCACGCUUCCGUACGGUCAUCGAUCUCCGAAGAUCUAGACGGGCUUAAUCACGUGCUACCUGCUGGUUGCACGCCGCUUAGUGAAAAAGCGAGUACCGGUGUGUUCUCCGAUGAGGAAAGCGACGAGUUUGGUGCAGAGGAGGUAGGCGGUGACGACGUAACGGAUACGAACGAUAGCUUGGAUUCCGCCAACUCGUCACAAGCCAGCAAGUGUCCGUUCUUCGGAGAACGGUUUGCUGAUACGCAGAAGCGGAUUCAUGAGGAGAGUUCGUUUGCGCGCUUCGACGGCUGGGCGUUAGUUCCCGUGAUCGCAAAGAGCUUCGAUGAUAUGCGUCAAGAGGUCUUCGUGCUGCAAGGGCUCAAGUUGUUCCAGCUUAUCUUCCGCAAGCACAAUCUCAAUCUGUGGAUGCGCUACUACAGUAUCGUGUGUGCGGGCAAAGACUGCGGCUUGCUGGAGGUAAUCACGGACGCUCAGUCGCUGGAUGGUCUCAAGAAGAAGGGCAAGAAGAUCAGUGGGGUUGGUACGUCGCUGCCUAAAAUCUUCGAGCGAGCGUGUGGUCGAGACCCCGUUACAGGUGAACACGACCCAGUCCGCCUGGAAAGAGCUCGAGCAAACUUUAUCACGAGCAUGGCAGCCUACAGUCUCUUCUCCUACAUUUUCUUGGUGAAGGACCGACACAAUGGCAACAUCAUGCUGGACACCGAAGGCCACGUCGUACACAUCGACUUUGGCUUCGUGCUAGGUAUCGCGCCAGGCAACACGUUCAGUCUGGAGACAGCUCCGUUCAAGCUCACGCCGGAAAUGGUUGAGGUCAUGGGUGGCGAAGGAUUUGACCGCUACCGACAGCUCGUGGCUCAAGGGCUGCUUGCUCUGCACUUAGAGGCGCCUCAGCUUCUGUCGCUGGUGUACCUGUCGUCCAAAGACUCGUCGUUCCCGUGCUUCACCGGCCGAUCACGUGCUCGAAUUGUCCGGAGGUUGAGUCGACGUUUGUGUAUCGGCUGGAGUGUCCAAGACGUCGAGCGCACUGCUGCUCGCAUUGUGGACAAGAGCAACGGACACCGUGGCACAAGGCAAUACGACUGGUUCCAGAAGAUUUCCAAUGGCAUUUUGCCCUAG